CCCUCGAUUGUCUACAGAAAAAAAUCUUCUGUGCUGUUUUUGUUUAAUUUCAUUACAUUUUAAUUAAAAGUUAUUCACACAUGAUUGUAAAAUGGAUUCUUCAAUUGAAAACAAUGCAUUAGAUGAAUCUCCUGAAAAUUCUGAAUUCACUGCAGAAUAUUUUGCAUCUUUGGCUGAAGGUGUAGAAAAUAGUUCGAUGCAAAUUCUUGAUGAGUGGGUAGAGGAAAGUGAGGCAAUACCAAUACCAAUUACCGAAAUUAAAACAGAACCGGAAACUUCCCAAAAUGAUUCAAAAUCUUUGCCAAAGCAAAGAACAGAAUCUGUUUCUUCUCGGAAAAGUCACGAUCAUUCACAAAGAAGACAAAGUCGUGAAAGAAAUGAAACAAGAAGAGAAAGAAGUCCUAAUCGGCGAUCUCCUAUUCGGAGACCUGCUUGGAGGAAGAGACGAACUCGUUCUCGAAGUCCUGCUAGACCAUUUCAACGGCGAAAUCCUCCAAAAAAGAACUUUUUUGAGGAGAUAACAGAACAAUAUCCAUCUAUUCUAGCUGAUCUUCAAAACCAAAAUCCACAACCUGUUGAAAAUCCUCCAAAUAUGUAUCAAGUCCAAAUGAAUCCGCAAAUGUUUCAAGGGCAAGUUUUUAUGCAACAGCAACAAUUUCAACAACAAUUUCAGCAACAAUUUCAACCGCAGAAUCAUCUUCAAUAUAAUCAGCAAAUGCUUCAAAAUAACCUUUACCAACAAGGAAUGCAGCCUCAAAUUCCAAUGCAACCAAUGAUGCAAUAUGGACCGCAAGUCGCCAUGCCUUCGUUCAAUGAACAACUUCCUGUUCCAAUGGCACCCCCAGGAACUUCUUCUUUCGAACAAUCUCCAAUGCCAGUUCCAGCUCCUUCUGCUUUUUCAGUACCUUCAGUUACAGUUCAAGACGAGCCGUUAACAUCAGUAGAAUCUUCAAUAAAAAGUCAAUUCGCAAACCCCUAUGAGGAAUCAAAGAAAAAAGUUGUUGAUCAAAAGUUGACAGACAUCCUGCGUCAAAUGCAUAAAGUAAACACUGGAAGCGAAAUUAAAAAGAAGAAAGAAAAAGUGAUUGAAAGGUGUAAAAAUGCUUCAAAUCUUUUGGAUAAGCUGGCACAAAACAAAGUUGUUCUUCCUUUCGUUUGUUGUCCAUCGAAUGGUACAAAAAUGGGAAGCGAUCAGAAUUUCAAACAUCGAAGUCCACUUAUAAUGAACGACAACAAUUUUCCAGUUCUCUUCACUGCAAAUGCUUCAGAUAAACGAAAUGCGAUGCUAGCAAAUCCUGUGCGGAACAUUUCUGGAGAUUCAUUCGCAUUUGCUAGACAUUUAGGAAUGGAUCUCAUCGAUUUAUCCCAAAAAGUCCAACAACAUGUUGCUAAGGAAUGUGAAAAGGAAGUGAAGAAAUGCGAUUUAGGAAUCUCAAUUGUUUCAGUGAACCUUGCUGGGAAGAAGAUGGACAGAAGUGCUCAAACAGAUGUUCAAAAAUGUGACAAAUGUGAGACCCGAGAAGGGAUUAAGAAUGCAACAAGCUCAACUCAAACUUCAAGUUUUGGAUUCAAACAUAAUUUCGAGCCAGGAGGUUUUGAAAUCACUUUAAAUUCACGAGCAAUUGAUGAUUUAACUCCCGACCAACAUCUCGCUUUAGUGAAUAUUUGUUCAGCGUUUAAUAUCGACGACGAGCGAUUUAAAGUCAACCAACACAGAUCACAUUGGAGUGAUGAAAAUUCACGUGGAAGUAAUGACCAAAUGCGAUUUACAAAUCCUGAAAACCCGAACAUUAUUCACGGUUAUAAUCAAGGCAACAAUGAUUUGCCUGGCUUUGAUUCACCUGUUCGAUUACCUCCUGAAAGAUUCUCGCGUGACCGACUCUCUCGAGAUGAAUACUCGCGUGACAGAUUAUCACUUGAACGAAGAUCUCCUGACCGAUACCCGCGUGAAAGAUCAUCUCAUGACCGAAGAUCUCCUGACAGAUUCUCGCGUGAAAGAUUAUCUAAUGAACGAUUGCCGCAUGAUUUAUACCGUCGAAGAUUAUCUCGUGAAAGAUCAUCUCAUGAACGCAGAUCCAAUUCAUUAUCUUGGCAACGAAGAAGGAUUACUGACCGUCUUGGGGAAAAAGUUUCAAGUCCAGUUGGGUCAGGAUAUGCGUACAGUAACUUAGGACCGUCGCCAGUAUUAGGAGAGCGCUCAACAUUUCGGUACACAGUGCCAUCACCUGAAGGGCCAUUAAGAAGAAGUCGACCGGAUUCACCAUUUUCACUAAACGGUUAUGGAUCGAGUAGAAGAAGUAGAAGUCGCUCCUUGUCACCGCAAUCUUAUAGACGUCGAGGACAAAACUUCAAGAAAUCAUUAAAAAUGUCUAAAAGCAGCUCAACAGAUAACAAUAAAUUAACAGAAGCAAGUUUGAUCCUGCAAGAUAUUUUGAGUUCGAUAAAAAAGGAACCGAUGUAUGAUGAAGGUGAGAGCUCUACAAAUAUUGGUCAAGUAGCUGAAUUUGACAAUGUAUCCAGCGAAGAACUUGAAAAUGAUGUAACUGACGAUGGUACAAUUCCUGUUCAGAAGAUUGUUCCAAUUCCCAUUAAUAAUAUUAAGAAAAGAAGUGUUGAAAGUAUUGAUGAGAGAAAAACCAAAUUUUCUAAGCUACAAGAUAAGCAAACGCUUGAAGCAAGACGAAUUGAAAAUUCAACUAUUAAUGCAGGAAAACGUGAAGCUUUUAUCUCUGGCUCGUUGAAAGCUAAAGAUUUAAUUAACAGUUCAAACACUAAAAAAACGAAUAAUUUUGCCAAAGAGUUGCAAAGUAUUCAAAUGCGUUGUUUUUCUUUAUUGAAACUCUUGAAAGAGCCUCAACGGGGAUUCUUCGCCACUUUUCCAAAUGUGCCAAUUGCUUGUGGAGCAUCGAAGCAGAAACGGUCACCAUUGAUCACUAAUGACCUCAAUGUCUUGUUUGUAUCUCAAGCUUCUGAGGAAAAUGUGCAAGAAGCUAUUUUGGGUCAACGUUAUCGUAACAUUCCAAAAGCAUUGCAAGAUACUUGUUCAGAAAUAGGAGUUGAUCUUGAUGCCAUUUCUCAACAAAUUUCAAUUACUAAUGAAUCUUCUUUGUCCAUCCAAGAAGAAACAAUUUUCUCACAAAAUUCUCGCACGGUUUACGUUCAAACUGAUAUAACAGGAGAAAAUUUUAAAACACAUCAUGACAAAGAAACACAAAAUACGAAUAAUGCUGGUUUUUUCUCUUGUAUGAUUGAUUUAUCAAAACUCAAUAGAGAACAAGUUGAAGAAUUACAAAAAUUCAAAAAGAUAAUGUCAAGUGUAAUCAACCUUCGUGAUGAACCAACAAUCUCAGGAAUAAAAGAGAGACUUCAACAUCGACGUGCCAAUAACAUUAGAAAUAAUGAAACUGGAGGCAAAAGUUUAGUUUUUAAUUCUCGUGACAUUUUAUUAAAAUGAUUUCUAUAGUUUUAAUAUUCUGUAAGCAAUAAAUUUUUUUAACGAACUUCGAAAA
Messenger RNA from Clunio marinus, 3509 nucleotides. The record is from the annotation of a GenBank genome assembly. Lineage: Eukaryota; Metazoa; Arthropoda; Insecta; Diptera; Chironomidae.